AUGUGUGAAGCAAUGAGUAGUUCCAUGGUGGUUGAUGUAAAUUGUAAUAGUUGGACUACUCAGGAGGUGGUAGCCUGGUGUAUGUCUUCAUUAGGCAUUCCCCAAGAUAGUACGCUAUGUAAUAAUUUACAUCAACAUAAUAUAACGGGAGAUUUAUUGGAGGAGUUGACUUUAGAGGAUUGUAAGGAAUUAUGUGGUAAUGAUCGUGGGUUAGCAUUAAGAUUUAAAGUUUUAUUGAAUAAAUUAUUUGAAUCUAAGGAAACAAGUUCUUUAAAAUUGGAGCAGCAAGAGAAUAUGGUGGUGACGUUACAAAAUUUAUACACGACAUUAUCUGUAAAGCUGCAAGACUUCCAGUCGCAGUAUUCAAGAUUACGUUUGGAUGUUUUAGAUUUAGUUAGGAGCACAAAUUCAAGUCCAACGAUGACUGCUCAAACCCCACAUGCAUCACCUCUAGUAUCUGCACAGAAUACACAUGUUUCUCCGUUACAACAAGGGUUCUCAAGCAACUCAGUAAAUAGUCAUAAUGAACUUUCUCAUUCUGGAACGUUAGGGAAUCAAAUUUAUCAAAAUAGUACUUCUGCAUCUUCAUCUACUACGAAUUUGAAAAAAUCAAGUUCUAAGUCAGGUAAACCUCCAAUUCCAAAUAGACCAAAUUCAUCACACUCAUAUAAUGAAUCAACUAAUACAAACAUAGAGAAAUCAAGUAUAGCAACUGAGCCUUUAAAACAAUUACGAGCCUCAAAAGAAGAUUCAUGUGAAAGGAUUUUAAGAAAUGCAAUGAAGAGACAUAAUUUAAACGAACAUGAAUGGAGACAAUAUGGAUUGGUUAUAUGUUACGGCGACCAAGAAAGAAUAUUAGAAUUGGAUGAGAAACCAGUUGUUAUAUUUAAAAAUCUAAAACAACAAGGGUUGCAUCCAACAAUCAUGUUAAGGCAUAGAGGUGACUUUGAAGAGUUAGAUGUAAAUUCAAGCUCCCUCCACGGUAUCACUCCAGGUGGUAGACUUUGA
Vanderwaltozyma polyspora DSM 70294 is the source of this 1008-nucleotide messenger RNA. It is a transcript of the gene STE50, whose product is annotated as Ste50p. Lineage: Eukaryota; Fungi; Ascomycota; Saccharomycetes; Saccharomycetales; Saccharomycetaceae. Gene Ontology annotation, molecular function: protein binding. The transcript has a single exon. Gene Ontology annotation, biological process: signal transduction. The coding region runs from base 1 to 1008 and encodes 335 amino acids. The record is from RefSeq and is a predicted model, not a curated record.